Molecule: messenger RNA, 862 nt
Organism: Dioscorea cayenensis subsp. rotundata (Guinea yam)
Lineage: Eukaryota; Viridiplantae; Streptophyta; Magnoliopsida; Dioscoreales; Dioscoreaceae
Exons: 3
Coding region: 29-715 (228 amino acids)
Biological process (GO): RNA processing
Molecular function (GO): RNA binding; RNA methyltransferase activity
Source: RefSeq, a predicted model, not a curated record
UUCUCUCGCGCUUGCAGUCCCACCAACUAUGGCUUCGACCGCGGCGGCGGCGGCGGUGGCGGAGAGCUACGUGGUGGUGCACAACGUCGCGAAGCGCCACAACAUCGGAACCCUAGCUCGCAGCGCGGUGGCUUUUGGUGUCUCCGAGAUGGUCCUCAUCGGUCGUCGUGAUUUCAACUCCUUCGGCUCACACGGCUCCGCCUCCCACCUCCGCUUCCGCCACUUCCACUCCCUCUCUGAUGCACGCCGGUACCUGAAGGAAGACCUUGGAUGCGACAUCUGUGGCGUCGAGAUUGCCGAUGGCGCCUUCCCUGUAAAUGCUCAGCCUUUCACGAAAAGCACCGCGUUCCUUCUCGGCAACGAGGGAAUGGGACUAUCGGAGAAGGAAUGCGAGAUUUGUGAUUUCUUUGUUUACAUUCCUCAGUAUGGAGGGGGCACUGCUUCGCUUAAUGUCACUGUGGCUGCGUCCAUUGUUCUUCAUCAUUUUGGAGUUUGGGCAGGUUUUCCUGAGAGAAGUCGUGAAGGAAACAAGUUCAUUGUAGCUGAAAAACCUUUGAAGCAAGCGAGUAGGAAUUACUGUGCAGAGUCAAUCGAAUCUGUGAUCAAGGAGAGAAAAAUCAGAAAGGAGACAAACAAACACGGUUUCUUUGAGGAGAGCCAAACUGAUGGUGAUACUCAAUCAACAAAUUUUCUUGACACAUUGUUUAGCAGUUAAUGUAAGAUCAUUACUUUGCGGUCUUAUUGUUUUUCUCAUGGUUGUCCUUAGUAUGCGAUACAAUCGCAAAAGGAUCUUCUGAAUUGCUCUAAUUUGAUAUAUUUUUUGGGGGUAAAAGGUUGUUAAUGACAGUAUAAUUCCUGAACA